Helianthus annuus (common sunflower) is the source of this 649-nucleotide messenger RNA. Its product is annotated as organelle RRM domain-containing protein 6, chloroplastic. Gene Ontology annotation, molecular function: U1 snRNA binding; mRNA binding. Gene Ontology annotation, cellular component: precatalytic spliceosome; U1 snRNP; U2-type prespliceosome. The coding region runs from base 83 to 517 and encodes 144 amino acids. The record is from RefSeq and is a predicted model, not a curated record. The transcript is spliced from 4 exons. Lineage: Eukaryota; Viridiplantae; Streptophyta; Magnoliopsida; Asterales; Asteraceae. Gene Ontology annotation, biological process: mRNA splicing, via spliceosome.
UAUGUAAUUUGAGGCGAAAAAGAAGGGGACAAACAUUUUUACAGUAAACCCUAAUCAGAAAAAUCUUGAAAUUGCAGCGGCAAUGUCAACAAUUGGAUGGUUUAGACCCACAAUCGGAACAACACCACUUCCAAAUCGUUCAAUGAACUCCCAAUCCUUAAAGCUGCGUGCUUGUUUCGUCGAGUACCCACUAGCUAGCAAAAUUAUCGUCAGAAAUUUAUCAUACACAACCAGUGAAAGCUUUUUAAAGGAAGAGUUUUCAAAUUUUGGCCAGAUAGCUGAAGUUAAGCUUGUUAAAGACCAGAGAUCAAAUAAAUCAAAAGGGUAUGCAUUCGUUCAAUACACGAAUCAAGAUGAUGCCAUGAGCGCUCUAGAAGCAAUGGACGAGAAGUAUGUAGAUGGUAGAGUUGUGUUUGUAGAACUUGCAAAACCGAUAGACAAAAGGACUGCAUACCCGAAAACCUCUGGACCGCCUCAGGAAUCAUCUUAUUCGGGUCAAAAGCAAGCAGAAGAUUAACGGUCAACAUGAUGAUAACGAUGUUACAUGGUUUAAAGUUACAUGUAAUUUUGCCGGCCCGUUUCUUAAUUAUUCAAUAUUUAUGUAUAAAUACAUCUAUAGAUAUGACCAUCAAAACUUCCAUGCUACAAA